AUGAACCUGAAAACAUUUGCUAUGCGCAUUUUUCAACAUUGUCCGCUUAUGUCGUCAUGGUCUCAUUACCACCAUUUGGCUGCCUUCCAAGAAUUCCUUGAUUACAAGACACGCGUGCCGGUCCGUGGUGCGAUCAUGUUGAACCAAGAUAUGGACGAGGUUGUUCUAGUCAAAGGCUGGAAGAAGGGUGCUAACUGGAGUUUCCCCCGUGGUAAAAUCAACAAGGGUGAGAGGGAUCUUGAUUGUGCUAUUCGUGAGGUCUACGAAGAGACUGGGUUCGAUGUUCGGGAGGCCAACUUGGUUAAAAACGACGACGAUGUCAAAUACAUUGAGAUUACGAUGAGAGAACAGCAUAUGCGACUCUAUGUCUUUCGAGGUGUGCUCCGUGAUACUUACUUUGAGCCGCGCACGCGAAAGGAGAUCAGCAAGAUUGAGUGGUACAAGCUUUCGGAGCUGCCAACGCUAAAGAAAAAUAAGCAGCACGAUGAAGGACUCGCAGUCGCAAACGCGAACAAGUUCUACAUGGUCGCCCCAUUUCUCAGCCCACUAAAAAAGUGGAUAGCGCAGCAGAAGAAGCUUGAUGCGAGAGCCCCGCCUAGUACAGAUCAAGUCUCACAGGCCGAGAGAUAUGUUUCUAUGGAUGAAAAUGGCCAUACCAAUGGCACUCCAGGGAUUCCCCUCGCGGAUAUAGCUAUUCCAAGUGAUCUCCCUGAGGUAACCUCAGCGCAAGAUGCUUCAGAUCACCUCAAACGCCUUUUGAAGAUCGGCGGCGCACCGGUGCAAGUUCAUACACCAGACCAGGAGCCAGUUCGGGCUUCUGCCGUUGACCCGUCUAAGGCGAGUGAGCUUCUUGCCUUGUUGCAGCGUGGGCGUCAAGAGACAUUGCCUCAGGAUUCUCUCAGUAAUUCUACGGCGCCACCUAAUGCACCUCAGUCCAACGUGCAAUCUUCAGAACAACGGCCUCAUCUGGGCCCGAAUUUCUUCCCCGGCUUCCCUCAGCAGCAGCAGAACAUGGGUCCGUCUCCUUUCAUGCGGCAAAACUCGACGCCGUUUCACACCAUCCCGUCUCAACCUCAUAUUCAGCACUCCUCGGAUGGCCCACAGGUUGUUUCCGGCAAUGCAUUCCCGGCCAGUGCGCCUAAUUGGUAUCCUAAACCUCACGCGAUACCACAAUUCCCGCAAACCACCAGUAUGUCUCAAUAUCAGCACCAUAACCAGCCUCCUAUGGCCCCUGGCGUUCCGAACCCGACCCAUAUGCCCGCACCCUUUCAACGGACAGGAGACCCUGAGUUCUCUGAAUCCGCUCAGCUAUCUCAAAUCCGGGGGCCAGUUGUCCCGCCGGCGAGCAAAUUGCCUCCGCCGAAGCUCACAAGCCAUUCCCUGGCACUCUUGGAAGUCUUCAAGGUCAAGACCCCGAAGGGUCCGGGUCCAGCGACGUUGGCGGCCCCCGGGCAGGGCUCUUCACACGUGCGUAAGACGUCUCAGCAUCAGGAUAGUCUUUUGGGUUUGCUCAAAGGUCCCCAAACUCCCCGUGUUUCUGAACCAGCCGAACUGUUAGGCAAUCCUGUUGUGCCCUCUGCGGCGCCUCCUGAGAAGCAGAUUCUCCAGCGUCCUCGCGACCGCCACAAUCAACUCGCGCCCCAUGCUAGUGUAGCGAAUAGUCUUCCGGGAGCAAGUCAGACAUCGGCUACCGUUUCUGGACCGUUGAACAUGCCACAAUUUGAGACAUUUGCCAAACCGCAUAAGUCAAACAGUGCAGCGUACCGAAAGAACCAUGUGAUCAAGCGAGAACAACCCCAGGCCCAGCAGCUAUCCUCGCCAAUUACCAUUCUAUCACGACCUCAUUCCGCCAAACGGGAGGUAUCCUCAUCAAGACCCGUUGCACAAGCAACCCAGGUUCUACCUCCCAAGUCGCCCGAGGCGCCUGAGCCUAUCAAGAAUUUCCAACCGCAGAUCCUGCGUCGGUCUGAAAAGCCGGGAUAUGAAGCAUUGAUGGCGACAGCUCCUCAAGCAGAAGCUAUUGAACGUAAAUUGAAUUUGCCAGGUGGUGAAAUCGAUACCCAGGGCCUAGCCCCACAGGGCAACUUUGACCGUCGACCGAGCCAAACUGCUGAGCAGAAAGCUUCACUUUUAUCUCUCUUUAGCAAGGCACCUGUCUCUCCGUCGCCCGUUUUUGCGACCCCGUUCGACUCGCGAGCCACCGUUAAUCAGCAACCGGCGGCAUUCUCGGGUUUUGUCAGCCCUAUGUCGUCCCGCAAUCGUCCGAGCAGCGGAGAUUCUAUUUCUCGUCACGGCACGCCAUCCGGUGAUGGUGCACACGCCAGUAGCCAACAGGUCUCCUCUCCGAGCAACAAGGCGUUCUUGCUCGGGUUCUUGGAGGGAGUGGCCAAGGGCAAUAAGUAG
This is a messenger RNA of Penicillium egyptiacum, 2403 nucleotides long. The record is from the annotation of a GenBank genome assembly. Lineage: Eukaryota; Fungi; Ascomycota; Eurotiomycetes; Eurotiales; Aspergillaceae.